Messenger RNA from Pseudogymnoascus destructans, 877 nucleotides. RefSeq lists its product as uncharacterized. The record is from RefSeq and is a predicted model, not a curated record. NCBI's taxonomy places the organism in Eukaryota, Fungi, Ascomycota, Leotiomycetes, Thelebolales, Thelebolaceae. The coding region runs from base 98 to 532 and encodes 144 amino acids. The transcript is spliced from 2 exons.
UUCUGCGCUGUUGUUACCCCUCAUGACAUGAGAAGGUGAGCUGCAAAGGAUGCUGCUCAUUCGAAGAAGAUGGUAACCGGCCUCAGUUGCAGCUGAAAUGGGCCAAUCCGUCCAGUCUUUGAAUGCAGGCAUUACAGCUGCCUAUGUUGGAACUUGCAACGAGGAUACCUGGGAGAGGCGGGUGCGUGCAGGCUUUAACGACCCCUUUGGAAUCAACAUCACCGAUACGAUUUAUAGGCGACAAAAGAUGACCAAAGACGAAAUGAACAAGUUAUAUGCCGACAUGGGUAUCGAUGCAUCAAACUGCAAUGAAUGCGAGGCGGAAGCACGAGGCUGCCCGAGAGAAAGCAUGGAGAGAGAGCCAGGGUGGACAGAAGCAACCUCUUCGGCCGCAGACGCAAAGCCAGAUGAGCCAGGAGUCCCGAACGCACCACAACCUCUGAAAAUGGGCAGCGUCCAUUCUGCCGAUUCUGUGGCGGAAAACAUCGGAGCAUUAAUUGGUAUAUCGACGGUGCUGAAGUCAACGAAGUGACUGCCCAGAGUAUCAUCUUCAAUCAAAUGGAAGCACUCGUUCAACUCCCCUAAGAGCUUUGUGUGCCGGGUACUGAAUUUGUUAAUCAUCUCGCCCGUAUCAACCUUAUUUGCCAUGGCGUCACUACAAAGAAAGAGGUGGAUACAAUUCUGGGCAAAUAUACAGGCAAUUCCCGCGAUGAGCCAACGGCGUUCGAAUACAAGUGUCCUAAGUACAAGGAAUGCGGCUAUAAGUCAACGUGGCUGCGAAAUGUGGUACGUCACAAGGUUCGCUGUGGUAGAGAUUAAGGUUGGGAUGGGAUAACGUCUAAUGGAUCACAUUGCGAAAUAUACGAUAUCAUGAAGG